This is a messenger RNA of Daldinia decipiens, 738 nucleotides long. RefSeq lists its product as uncharacterized. The record is from RefSeq and is a predicted model, not a curated record. The transcript has 2 exons. NCBI's taxonomy places the organism in Eukaryota, Fungi, Ascomycota, Sordariomycetes, Xylariales, Hypoxylaceae. The coding region runs from base 1 to 738 and encodes 245 amino acids.
AUGUCUACUUCUCUACAAGGCACGGGCAACUUCCGAGUGCCAGAAGUUUCACAGGAAGAGAUAAGCUCAUUUCACGACGCGCACUUCUCUCUCGCAGCUACCAAACUCUUCAAUGUCCAGUUCUUCCGACCGGAAAACACGCAAGAUGAACAAGACGAAAAUCAGUACUAUGAGGAAUAUGAAGAAUAUUACGAAGGAGAGGAUGACGGCUUAGGCUAUUAUCCAGAUGGAGUCAAACGCACGCUUACGGAUGAGCAAAUCGCUAUAUUUCGACAUUCUGAAAUUGAAGCCCUUCGCCGUGCUAAGACUAGACCCGCUAAGCUCGGAGAGACGUCGACCGCACCGUUGCAAGCGGCCGAGGAAGAUGAUUGCACAUCUACCACCGAGCCUAAUCCCGACUCGAUAGCAAUAUCGUUGCCUACGAUGUCGGAUGAGAGUUAUGGGAAAUGCAAAGGGAAGGAAGAAGAAGAGGCGCAGGAUGGUAGCGAGGACGGAGAAAUCGAAGAAGAGAUGCCGAAGCCUACCGAAGCUGAAGUCAAGCGAGAGAAAAAGCAACGCGCGAGACGAAAGAAGCAUGAACAGCGCAAGUUCCACCCCGAGAAGAAGCCCGAUCUCCGAAAGAGGACGUGGGAUGUAGUCGAGACUGGUAUGGACAGUCUGUACUACGAUGACGAAACGGCUCAAGACGCGGCUGCCGCUCCCGCAGCACAGAGGCGAAGGAUCUCAUACGAUGAUUGA